UAUUUGUAUAACUCAGAUGAAGUAGGCAUUUAAACCUAAACGGCGAAACCGAUUCAAACAAGAAAUUCUCAUAACUUAUUAUCAAUCAUCGUUAUUAUUAUAUUUUUGUUCAUAGAAAAGAGUUCUCUCAACGCCAACAAUCCUAACUCAUCAGAUUACACCGCCAAGUGACAAGAAAAAUUCUGCGUAUAAAACAAGAACAGAGUGAAUUGAAACACCAAGCUGCGAAUAGAAGGUUUAAUACACCAAGCUUACAUCCUUGUAAUCGUAAGGAGAAAUCACCGAAAACAUGCGUAGCUGCGGCUUGGCUUUAUCAGGCACCGAUUCACGUUGCUAUUUUCCGGCGACGCCUCCGAUUUUCUCUCCAAGAAGAGCCUCAAAUUCGCAGGUUUCCUUCCUUAAAUCGCCACGACCUCCUUCUGCUUGCGUCAGAGUAAAGGCCGCUUUCAUAAACGAUGCGGUAGUCUCCGACGCCGUUGAGGUGAGCUUCUAUGAGCUUUUAGGAGUACCGGAGUCCGGAUCGAUGCUGGAGAUUAAGCAGGCCUACAAGCAGAUGGCUCUCAAAUAUCAUCCGGACGUUUCACCCCCGGGCCGGAUCGAGGAGUAUACUAGGAAGUUCAUCAAGCUUCAGGAGGCGUAUGAGACGUUGUCCGAUCCUAACAUGAGAGCUUUGUAUGAUAGAGACUUGGCCAGAGGUCUUCAAUUUGCUUUCUCUUCUCGAAAACGCUGCUACGACCAUGAGGAAAUGGAAGAAAAAAGUGGGUGGAGGAACCGUUGGCAGGAUCAGCUAUCAGGAUUGAAGAGAAGAAGCAUGAACAGAGAUUCAAAAGCAAACAUGUCGUGGGGAGCUCGAAUGCGCAGGGAAAGGGACGAGAUUCACAAGGAGGAUGCGUAAUUCGGUUCUUAACCUGCUCUAAACUUUCAACCUCCCUGCACAUAGCUAAGAUAAUAAUAUAGAAUAGCUAGAUACAAUACCUUAGCACUCUUUAAACGCUUGGUUCACUAAUAACUGGAACUUCUUCUUCCUCUAUGAAACUCAGUUGCUUAGAGUCUGCAUAUUAGGAAGUAAGUUGUUCCAAAUGUAAAUCACUAGAAACGAACUUAGUAGUGAAUGUGUAUAUAUAUAUAUAUAUAUAUAUAUGGUAAGUAUAGUAUCUUAGAAUAAAUCUAUCAAUGUUUAUUUUAA
Molecule: messenger RNA, 1186 nt
Organism: Cucumis melo (muskmelon)
Lineage: Eukaryota; Viridiplantae; Streptophyta; Magnoliopsida; Cucurbitales; Cucurbitaceae
Product: chaperone protein dnaJ 20, chloroplastic-like
Exons: 2
Coding region: 290-895 (201 amino acids)
Cellular component (GO): chloroplast
Source: RefSeq, a predicted model, not a curated record